AUGAAGCAGCAUAUUCUUCUCCUUGCCUCUUUGGCCGCUCUCGCCGUGGCCGCGCCCGCGCCGACCCUCGAGAAGGAAAACCUCGCGGCCUGUGGCAAAGGCAUGACCCUUGUCGAAGGCCUAGGAGUCUGCAGGCCGGUUGAAGAACAAGCGGCCCAAAAGCCCGACACUUGCUUUGACGACAAGACGCCCACCAAGACGAUUCUCCCUGAAGACAUCCCCACUGGAAUUGUGCCUCCAAGCGGGAAUCUGGCAGCCCCCCAGCCGAGAUGUGAUGGAGGCAUUGAGUUGAAUGGCAGCUGUGUCUGCCCUGCUGGCACCACUCGUAUUGAGGGGGGUUGCACUAAGAAUGCCAAUGCCGAAGCAGAUGACGAGUGUUAG
Messenger RNA from Metarhizium brunneum ARSEF 3297, 381 nucleotides. RefSeq lists its product as uncharacterized. The record is from RefSeq and is a predicted model, not a curated record. Lineage: Eukaryota; Fungi; Ascomycota; Sordariomycetes; Hypocreales; Clavicipitaceae.